GGCAGAAUGACGGAAGAGACACAGGCGCGGAUCCGUGACCUUCUUGAUGGCGAGAGCCUCCGCGCCCUGCACGACCGCUUCGACGCGCUCAGCAUCGAGGACGUGGACGCUCUCCGCAGCUUCCCGUCGCACCCGCACCGGUGCGUCCACAUCUUGCUCGGCGCCAUCUACCUCGUCCUCUUCGAGGUCGAGCACCCGUCGUUCUACAAGCUCACAUGGUCGUUCUUGCGCGAGACGCUCUUGCGCAACCCAAGCGCCUUUGUCCACCGGCUCCAUGGCCACCUACGGACGCUCACGCACGGCGAGGCCGCGCCCUUGUCGACGGCGACGAUCGACGUCUGUCUCGUAUACCUCGAAGAGCCUUCGUUUCGCCUCGCUGCUGUCGCCAAGAUCAGUGCCAUCGCCGCUGCAUUGGGUAGCUGGGUGUAUCUCUGCCUCGCGACGGUGAUCUCGCCCUAUACCUCGCAUUAUGACGCCCAAACGAACGAGCAAGAGAGCCCCGUACAGCAGGCCACGUACCGUCGCACCUUUCGACACGUCAUUCGCCGCCAUGACCGUCUUUUCUUGGCCCUUGUCCACGCCACCGAGAAGGGACUGCGGGUUGCCGUCGCCGAUGCAUCUGGGCAACGCUGCAUGGCGGCCAGCCUCCCGCGCGAUAACCAUCGCGUUCUGUCGCUUCUGCGCGGGGCGUCUUCGCACCCGCAUUUGGCCCUCCACGCGGCCAUUGCCCAAGCCAUGCACACGUACGAGUGGCCGUUCAACCCUCUAAGCGCCGGUAUCGGGCGGCCAUGCUUCCCCGUUCUCUGCUACGUCUUGGUGGUGGAUGCAGCCGAGAUGCGCAUGAUCUCGAUGAGCGCUGUCUUUGGGACGCUGACCAUGCCGCUGGCCAGACUCCGCGACGGUCUCCGCGCGUCCGACUCGAGUCAUUUCUACUACCGAGGCAGCCGCGUCGCGCACUCGACCGAAGCUCGCCUGCGCUUCGCGCACGUGCUGCCUUUGGUGGUGCUGGUGCAAAAGCCGGGGCCGCGGCGGCACGUGGCUGAUUGCAUCGCCUUUGCCGCGGACGUUCAAGUCCAUCUGCGUGUGGGAGCUCGCGUGGACCUGCCCGACGUCGCGGCACUGCCGCAUGUCCGAAGUGUUGGCGUGCAGCUACCGAUUUCGGACGAGACGCGCGAGACGUUGAUUGCAACGCUCAACCAAUGGAGCCAGCGCGGGUAUGACGCGAUGGCGGUCGCUCGCGAGAGAGACAGAGCGCUUUGUCUUCGACUGCCACCGAGGCCGACCGAGCUCGACCGGUUCAAGGACGCGCGCAAGUACCACGACAUGUCGCUGCCAACGCUGGUCGCGAUGCACGGACAAGAAGGCUCACGAACUGAGGACGACGCAGAGCUUUCGAGUGCCAUCCCAAUGUACCUUCUUGCCUCGUUGCAAGCAACGCGGGUGCACGAAUGGCUGUGCUCUAUCGACGCGCCGUGCCCGGUGCCCGAGUCGGUGAUGCCGCACUUGGCGCCAGGCAGUCGCCUUCGGCUCGUCAACGGCUUGGACGUUGUUGUGGCGCCAGCGACGACCGCGCCAUUGGAUCCUUUGGACGUCCGCUACCAAUGUCUUUUGCGCCGACCGGUGCGCGGUCAUACCGUGAGCUGCCCGUCGACCUCGAAUCUCUGGCGGCUCGUACCUCCCAGCCUCGACGCUCGGCCGCGCUGGCUUCAGCAACUGCAGUUUUAUGUCCGACACCCGACGAUCGAGUACGUGGCGUCCCCAUUGCACUUUGCAUUUUUCCGCGUCCGCAUCCCGUAUGCCGUGCCCGAAGACGCGCUGGAGAAUGCUUUCUGGAGCGCUCAUCUCGACUGGACGCCGUACGUUGCUGCGACGCCGACCUCCGACUUGCUUUGUACCAAGUUCAAGGAGCUCUGCGAGACGUACCCGUCCAACUACUUUGUCGACUCUGUGAAAUUUGCAAAGCUCAUUCGCGACUGCGGCGUGACGCCCGAGCUCCUCCCGCUCGGUCUCCUCGAUCGCAUUUUUUUCAAACAUGCCUGUCCCAUCUUCCAACAUCAAAUGGAGCGCGACGGCUUCUUGGCCGCACUAAACGCGGUCGUCGCCGAGGUCUACCGCAAAAGGAUCGAGCCGGAUCCGCUGCGCGCCUUUGUCUUGGAGCACCUAACGCGUGACCCGCACAGCAAGACGCUAUGGACCACGGCACUCGAGAGGUACCGAUCGCAGGCCAAGCUCGACCGAAUGGAGGCGCUUGCGCGACGCAUGUGUGCCGCGACGCGUCUGCAGGCUGCGUACCGGGGCCACGCCAUUUACGCCCAAUACCUGCACCACUUGGCACAGCUGCGACGUCGACGUCGGACGGUGCUCGUUCUGCAACGCUACGCGCGCAUGUGGAUUGCAAAGGGGAGGUACGUCGUUUUGGUCGCGGCUUUGCGCGAACGCCAGCGACUCGAAGCCGUGGAGGCCGAGCGUCGGCGCGUCGAGGAGCUGCAGCGUCAGUUUCUGCUCGGUCGACGCGUGCGGCUCCAGCGCUGGGCGCGGCAUCGGCUCGGUUGGCGCCGCUUCUUUCGCCGAAUGCACCCCGAGUGGGUCGGCCACCUCCAGCGUCUCAAGAGUCGCCGGCGACUCUUCCUCUACCGGUUUGGCGGCUACGUGGACGGUCGUCGCUUCGUCGUCUCGGUCUUUCGGUGUCACAUCGACUUGGCCAAGGACCGGCAGCUGCACCUCGAGCUAUUCGAUCCCAUCUGGGCCGACCUCGCACCGCCCGACAAGGUGCAACGAUCGACGCUGCACGAGCAGCUGCGCCUCGUGGUUCGGCGACUGUACAUCAACACAAAGACCCAGCGCGUCAUGCUGCACCAACAUGACGCGCAUGCCAGUCGUGGCCGGCGCCUUGCGCACCGUGUCGUGUGGGCGCCACCGACCGCGUACGUCGUCAGCGUCUCGGGUGUCCAUUACGACUAUGUCCUCCGCGUCUACGAGCCAAUCUCGAGCGCGCUUGCCACGUACACACUGCCCGCAUCGUUGGCACAUGCAAUGGUGUGCUUUAUGCAGCGCGCACGGCACGUGACGUGGCACUGCUGCGGCGUGCGCCUCGAUCGGCCGGCGUUGCCUCUCGGCCCGGCGCGGUAUCUCUUGACGUCGGCGCUCGACUGCCCGCUCCAGCACUGCGCCCACAAUGUUCUUAAGGCGCUCACGCUCUACGUGGCAACCUACGGUGUCGUUGCGCCGACAGCGUCCAUGUUGCCGGACGUUGUCUUGGCCGAGCAGCUGCAACAACAGCAUGCGUCGGAGGCCCGGCGCAACCUCAAAGCGGCCGCCGCGCGCACGCUCCAGGCGCGAUGCCGAGGGAUCCUCGCGCGCCAGCACUUUCGCCGCCGUCUCCCGUCGCUGUACGUCUACGGGAUCGAGCCAGCGACGGGCCGGCGCGUGUACACCAACCGGGUGCAGGGGACGAUCUGGUGCGCGCCGCCGUUUGCGCGGCUGUACCCGGGUGUGCGUUUUGAGGUGCCGACCGACGAGUGGCUGGCGCAGUACGACGCGGCGUCGGGUCGCGUCUACUACUACAACCCGGCGCGGGGGCGGUCGACGUGGUGGAGCCAAGAUCACGCGGCGCGGGCGUUGCAGCGACUGGUUCGCCGCCGCCGCUUCCACGACGCAGUGGGCUGCGUGACACUGCCGCUGCUCGUGCAGGCUCUCACGUUUCACACGAACGUCCCGCAAACCUUUUCGUUGACCUUGCCUCUCGACGAACAGAAGCGUUGUGCGCUGCAUGCCCUUGCGUACCACGAGCUGGACAAGGCGUAUCGGCUCCUCGAGGCCAUUCUCAGCGUCGCGCCUGGGGACGUGCUGGCGUCCGUGGCCCUCGCGCUGCUUCUGCUUGUAAGCGGGAAAAAACCGCAAAAUAAGAACCGGCAGCGCGCGACGCGCCUGCUGCAAAUGGCCAAGCAACGGGACUCGAGGCUGCGGGACGUCACGCCGCUCGAGGACGCUUGCUUCCGCUGGCGCGUCAUCGCUGACCCGACCAACGCACUUGCACUGGGGCUCUACGCCUUGUACCAGCAGCAUAUCGUCAAUGACAUCGAUCGGGCGGAAACACUGUACCGGCGCGCCCUCGUGGCCGACGCCCUAAACGAGCCACUUUUGUACGAAUACAAUGCGCUGCAGCACGAGCGAAGUCCGAUCGGAGCGUAUGCGUCCGCCGGCCCGAGCAAGCACCGGCUCCCGCGCUCCGUCGUCCUUGCACGCGACGGCGCAUGGGAGCAGCUGCGCGAUACGGAGCGCGGGCAUGUCUUUUGGCGCCAUGUCCGCACCAAGCAUCUGCAAUGGGGCCAGCCGGCCGAGACCACUGCCAGCGUUGCCGCGACAGAAGCGCACGAACGUUGAAUCGAAUUUGGAUUUACGCAC
This is a messenger RNA of Saprolegnia parasitica CBS 223.65, 4404 nucleotides long. RefSeq lists its product as hypothetical. Lineage: Eukaryota; Oomycota; Saprolegniomycetes; Saprolegniales; Saprolegniaceae. The record is from RefSeq and is a predicted model, not a curated record. Gene Ontology annotation, molecular function: protein binding. The coding region runs from base 7 to 4383 and encodes 1458 amino acids. The transcript has 24 exons.